Anastrepha ludens (Mexican fruit fly) is the source of this 1850-nucleotide messenger RNA. RefSeq names its product WD repeat and FYVE domain-containing protein 2 (gene Wdfy2). Bases 66 to 1292 code for a protein of 408 amino acids. The transcript is spliced from 7 exons. The record is from RefSeq and is a predicted model, not a curated record. Gene Ontology annotation, molecular function: protein binding; metal ion binding. NCBI's taxonomy places the organism in Eukaryota, Metazoa, Arthropoda, Insecta, Diptera, Tephritidae.
GAAACGGCUAUAAACUUCGAGUAAAACAAAGGCGUUUUUCAGCUUAACGGGAAAAGUUUUGUGAAAUGGCUGCUGAGAUAAAACCCGCACAACGUAGCUGCGACGAUCGUUUCAACUCUGUAAGAAAACUGGAGUUGUUAAAUAAAUUGGAGGGUAGUGGUGAUGAUAUUAAUGCUGCAAUUUUUAUUCCUGGAGAGAACGGUGUUAUAAGUGUUUCUGAUGACAAAACCAUACGCGUGUGGCUGAAGCGUGACUCAGGUCAAUAUUGGCCUAGCAUUUGUCAAUUUAUGCCUUCCGGAUGUACUUCUGUUCAUUAUAAUGCAAGUGACAGGCAGUUGUAUGUUGGUCAGGACAAUGGGACAGUAACGCAAUAUGUAUUUUCGGAUGACUGCAACCGUCUUUCCUUUGUCCGGGACUAUUUAGCACAUCAAGGGCGAGUAAUGGAAAUAGUAGUUGCCAAUACGCUCAAAUGGGUGCUUUCAUGUGGAAAGGACAAAUUAUUCGUAUUUUACUCGACGGAAAGUGGGAACCGAUUGGGUAGUUAUAGUUUUGAGACGCCCUGUACCUCUCUUCAAUUUGAUAGCAUGGCCAAAUAUGCCUUUGUUGGCGACAAUGCUGGACUUAUUACAAUGCUAAGGUGUGAUACGCAAGGUGUUCAGUUCAUAAACACAUUCAAAGGACAUACCACAAGCAUUAGAUGCUUAAAAUGGGUUGAAGAACACCAGUUGCUUUUUAGUGGAUCUUGUGAUCAAACUGUUUAUGUUUGGGAUGUUGGUGGAAAACGUGGCACGAUUUAUGAAUUACAAGGACACAAUAAUAAGGUGUCUUCACUAGCUUAUGCCAGUCUCACCCAACAACUUAUGAGUGGUGGCGAAGACUCUGUUAUUGUGUUGUGGGAAAUGAAUGCUAUGCGAAAAGAAGUCCCGCAAUGGGUGGAAAAUAAUAGUUGUCAGCUAUGUCAGCGACCAUUCUUUUGGAAUUUUCGUGCGAUGGUGGACCAGAGACAAAUUGGAAUAAGACAACAUCACUGCAGGCAUUGUGGAAAGGCUGUUUGCGAUAGCUGCUCUGCUAGCCGUAUCAACAUUCCAAUAAUGGGAUUUGAAUUCGAUGUGCGUUGUUGUGAUCCCUGUUACAAGCAACUGCAAAGUGUUGAUCGACCUUCAUUGGCUUCUUUUCAUGAUGCAAAACAUUCCAUUGUCAACAUGGACCUCGAUGAGAAUCGAAAAUUGCUAUUGACUGUUGGACAAGAUCGUGUUAUAAAAAUUUGGGAUUUAUCUUCAAUUUGGGCAUAAUAAUAAAUACCUUGACAUAUAUGUUCAGAAUUUAAUUCGAAAUUCUUUAAUCAGAUUUUUAUUUUAAUGUAAUUAAAUGAAAUACUAUAUUUAUUGAUAAAUCUAACUAAUAUUAGACAGCGCCAUAGGACUCAGAAUGGUCACUAAAAGUUACUUCAAGUACUUUUUGGGCUAGAAAAGCAUAACAAAGUUCGAAAUAAAUGAAAUGUUGCAUGAAAAAAGCAUGUAUGUUAUAGUUUUUAUAUUAUCUUUAUAAUAUUUAGCCCAACAUUAGAGAAACAUCAUAAAUAAAUUAAGCUAAAAAUAAGAAAACGCUGUAGAGCGCAAAUCUUGUGCAAUAUAAAGUAUAAUUAGAAAGACAUCCUCAAUAUAUGCCUUGAAUAUUGCUUCGAAAAUUAAAUAAGAUUAUAAAAAUCCGGCGGAUGUGGUUCUGGCUAAAUUUAUUUAUUAAUCGUAGAUGUAAACAAAAUUAAGUAUUCGUUUUCUUUAAAUCCAUUUGUCGAAACAAUGUAAUAUAAAAAGCUAAGCAAAAUAAGUGAGGCCAGUAGGUAAACAAUA